Molecule: messenger RNA, 2460 nt
Organism: Caenorhabditis elegans
Lineage: Eukaryota; Metazoa; Nematoda; Chromadorea; Rhabditida; Rhabditidae
Gene: frm-4
Product: FERM domain-containing protein
Exons: 18
Coding region: 5-2023 (672 amino acids)
Source: RefSeq, marked reviewed
GUAAAUGCCGCAAAACAACACGUCGUCGUCGUUUCUCGGACGACUUACGACUUCGACAAGAUCGAGCUUCAUGUCGCCUAAGGAUGUCCGGUGCAACGUUCAUUUAUUGCACGACUCUGAUAUUAUUGGUAACGAGUUUCCUAGAACGCAAUCCGCUCAAACUAUAUUGGAUUACGUAUGUCAGUUGAAACAUAUUCAAGAGAAAGACUUUUUGGGUCUCCGAUAUCAGGAUCACCAUAAGCAUCGUUACUGGCUAGACCUGACUCGAUCGAUUAAUCAUGUUGUUAAGAACUUUAAAAAAGAAAUUAAAAAAGUCGGCAAAACUGAAUCAAUGACACUUCAUUUGCGUUUCCGAUAUUAUCCAUCGGAUCCAGCACGUCUAAGGGAUCCAAAUCUCAGGUAUCAACUAUUUGUUCAACUUCAAAGGGAUCUUCUUCAUGGACGUCUGUACUGUCCGACCUCUUCAGCUGCUGAACUUGCUGCUCUCAUUUUACAAGCACAACUUGGAGAUUAUAAUGAGGAAAAGCAUGUUGGAAACUAUGUUAGCGGAUAUAAAUUACUUUUGAAACAGACACCAAAACUUGAAGAACGUAUUGCAAACAAUCAUAAAGAAUUGAAAGGAAAAUCGAGCGAAAGCGCCGAAUUGGAGUUUCUGGAGAAGGCCAGCCAGCUCGAUACGUACGCAUUUGAUCCAUACACUAUUAAGGAACCCCACGACACAUUGCCAGUUUACAUCGGUGCAUCAUGCAAAGGAAUUCUUAUUUACACUGGACAAUCUCGUACUCAUAAUAUUGAUUGGAGUGAGCUUGUCAAAGUUGAUUAUUCGGGAAAAGAGAUCCGUUUGACACUUUCUGAAAAUUAUCGUGGGCAGAUCACAGCUGCUGGAACACCCACUGGGACACUGAAUGGACAUGGUCCAGGAUCACCAAGUAUUAUGGAUAAAAGUCUAACGAAGAAACCGCUGACUCUGAAAUACACUUGUCCAUCGGGUCAAUUCGCGAAACAUCUCUGGAUUCAUAUUCUCUCGCAGCAAGCAUUUUUCAAUGAAACUUCUGCUCAGGAUGUCAAACUGAAAUUCUCCAAACCUCGUAUACCACUGCUCUCUCGCGGAUCCACUUUUCGAUUUCCUUCAAAACGUGUCUAUCGGGAAAUUGAAGAAGAAGAUUCAAAAUCGAUUCUUUUUGAUAAAAGUAUCAUGGAAACGUCGGCAGUUAUGAAUGAAACUACGACUUCCAAUGAAAAUGAGGAAUCGAUUUUGAAUUGCUCCACAAUCAGUGCUCCACUUUCAUCGGGUUCUGGUGUCGUUCGUUAUGAUCUUCUACGACAAACGCCACGUGUUGAGCAGCCAUGGCUGAAACAAAAUUCACUCAAAGUUACUACAGUUCAUGAUAAUACAGCUUCAUCAUCAUCAUCUCCGGACAAUUCGGAAACUCAGAACAAUAAUCUAUCAAAAAUUACAAAUUUAAAUCUAUCAAUUGAGAGAGAAGUGAGUACAUCCCCAUCGACAUCUCCUGUGCCAAUUGUCCACACUCAACAGCAUUCCGACCACAAUUCAACAAGUUUCACUGUUCAUCUUAUCAAGCGAGAGGAAGUUGCAACGUCAUCAUCAUCAACGUCAUCUACAACCACGACUGGUCAACAGCAAAAUCUUGAGAAGAAUGGCAAUGGAAAGUUAGCCAAUGGAGGUGGAUCUGGCGUUGAUUUGGGAAAAAAAACUGUACACACCAAUGGGACCACUCUAAUAUGCACAGAAGAGAAGCAAGACUCAAUAUUGAGCAUGGAUGAGUCUUUGACAUCGAAGAGUUUGAUUUCUCGAAUUGCCAACACUUGCUUCGUAUUCUUCCUAAUACUUCUGCUCAUCGUUGCCAUUGUUAUUGUUCUGUUUGAAAAAUCAGAAGACUCGGCACACAACGAUUUUAUUGAAAGUCAUCGAGCGUUAUCGGACCUCAGGCAUUUGUACUAUGAGCCAACUCGCCACUACGUUGUCGAACAAUAUCGCAAGCAUUUUGGAGCAAAGAUCUAAUGAUCUUUAAUUCACAAAUCAUUUUGUAGAUCGUAACUUCUCUAAAUUCUAUAGUUCAUCACUUCACACGAUUUUCGUUUCUUUUAUAUCUAAUUUCCCAAAUGUAUUUUACAAUUUCUUUUCUUUUUCAUUUUAAGUUUAAUAUGUAACUUUUCGUCUAAUUAAAUAAUUCGUAACAGUUAUACAAAUUCAUCCUCUUCGCUGGUUUUUUCUUCUUUUUUAAAAUUCCUUUUCUUUUUCUCGCUCACUUGCUUUAUUUUUUCUCCCAGUUAUACCGAUGUACCCAAUAAUCAACCACCGCCUAAUGACACAAAAUUCCAAAGGGAUGAACCCCUGUCAAAUGCAUUCCCCUCAUCUCUUCCCGUAUCCGGAUAUCAAACGAAUGUAUGCUUUCCCCAGUUUUGAAAUGUUCAUAAAAGGGAUUCAUAAUUUAGAAA